Messenger RNA from Staurois parvus, 418 nucleotides. Lineage: Eukaryota; Metazoa; Chordata; Amphibia; Anura; Ranidae. The record is from the annotation of a GenBank genome assembly.
GGGUGAUGAAGAAUGUUUUUUUUUUUCUUAAACUGAUUGCUUUUACACCCAUAAAGGCUGUAAAAGCAAUAAUUUCUCCUUCUCUCUGGCUGCAUUCUUGCAGCCAUUGAGAAAUACUGUGUGAGCUGUGAUUGGUCACAGCUUGUCACAUGGUACAAGGCUGUUGUAAAUAGCCUUGUACCAUACUACUCUGCAUGUGAUCACUGAUUGGCCAAUCAGUGAUCACAUGAUCAGGACCUCGCACAGAGGUCCCAUACGACGAUCGGCGUUCCACUGUGUCCGGAGGAUACAGGGGGCACUGGAUCGUGGUGCUGCAUGCUCCCAGAGAGAGGACAGGGAGGCCAUUUAUAAACGGCCACCCGACCCUGCACUGCCACCGUCCGGCUGUUUAUAUACAACGGCUGGACGGGAGGUGGUU